Molecule: messenger RNA, 1968 nt
Organism: Gossypium arboreum
Lineage: Eukaryota; Viridiplantae; Streptophyta; Magnoliopsida; Malvales; Malvaceae
Product: L-ascorbate oxidase homolog
Exons: 1
Coding region: 161-1813 (550 amino acids)
Molecular function (GO): copper ion binding; oxidoreductase activity
Source: RefSeq, a predicted model, not a curated record
CAAAACAGUAGUGAAUAAUAAGUAGUGAAGAUGGACAAAGGUAAAAACAGUGUGGAAGCAUCUUCUUCCGCUCAUAUAAGUAGUGAAUAAUAAGGAAAGGGUUUUCAAUAGUUGUAGAAAGAGAGCCCUAGCAGUCAUUUAAACUUAUAAACAGAGAGAGAUGGCAGCCGAGGUGAUCUUGAAGCUCACAAUAUGCUUCCUAGCAUUAAUGGUUGGUGUCCAAGGUGGAGACCCUUACUUAUUCUUCACAUGGAACGUCACCUACGGCACCAUCUCUCCAUUGGGAGUUCCUCAACAAGGAAUACUCAUUAACGGUCAAUUCCCAGGACCCGAAAUUAAUGCCACCAGCAAUAAUAAUAUCGUGGUCAAUGUGUUCAAUAACCUUGAUGAGCCAUUCCUUUUAACAUGGAGCGGUGUUCAACAUAGAAAAAAUUCAUGGCAGGACGGUGUACUUGGAACAAAUUGUCCUAUUGCACCUGGUACUAACUUUACGUACCAAUUCCAAGUAAAAGACCAAAUUGGUAGCUAUAUUUAUUAUCCAUCCACAGCUUUACAUAGGGCAGCCGGUGGUUUUGGUGGUCUUAGGGUUCAUAGUCGUUUACUUAUCCCUGUCCCAUAUCCUGAUCCUGCUGAUGAAUACACAGUUCUUACUGGUGAUUGGUAUGCUAAAAGCCAUAAAAUUUUGAGGGGUUUUUUAGAUAGUGGUCGUCCUUUAGGAAGACCAGAUGGUAUACUUAUUAAUGGUAAAGCUGGUAAAGUUGGGGUUAAACAAGAACCACUUUUCACCAUGGAACCAGGCAAGACAUAUAAGUAUAGAGUCUGUAAUGCUGGGCUUAAAGCUUCACUUAAUUUUAGAAUCCAAGGUCAUAAGUUGAAGCUUGUUGAAAUGGAAGGUUCACAUACUGUUCAAAACUUGUAUGAGUCCUUGGAUGUACAUAUAGGGCAAUGCUUUUCGAUCCUUGUUGCAGCUGAUCAAGACCCAAAAGAUUAUUACAUGGUAGCAUCCACUCGGUUCCUUAAAGAAGUACAAACGACUACAGCUAUCAUUAGGUACAAAAAUGACAAAGGUGAAGCUUCAACCGAGCUUCCACCUGCACCUAUUGGUUGGGCUUGGUCAUUGAACCAGUUUCGUACUUUCCGAUGGAAUCUUACCGCUAGUGCUGCUAGGCCAAACCCACAAGGAUCUUACCGUUAUGGUGCUAUUAACAUCACGCGUACAAUCAGGCUAGUAAACAGUGUUAGCAGAGCUAAUGGUAAGCUUCGUUAUGGCUUUAAUGGUGUCUCACAUACCGACCCAAAUACCCCAUUAAAAUUAGCUGAAUAUUUCAACCUUGCUGAUAAAGUCUUCAAAUACAAUGUAAUUAAAGACGAACCAGAAAAGACCACAACCCUCACCAUACAACCAAAUGUACUCAACAUGACAUUUCGUAACUUCGUUGAAAUCAUAUUCGAGAACCAUGAAAAAAGCCUUCAAUCGUUCCAUAUUGACGGGUAUUCCUUCUUUGCGGUCGCCGUUGAGCCGGGAACAUGGAGCCCUGAGAAGAGAGAGAACUAUAAUCUGCUCGACGCAGUGAGUAGGCAUACGGUGCAAGUGUUCCCUAAAUCAUGGGCUGCUAUACUUUUGACGUUUGAUAAUGGAGGCAUGUGGAAUAUCAGGUCGGAGAUAUGGGAGAGAACAUAUUUGGGGGAACAGCUUUACGUUAGUGUUCUGUCACCAGAAAAAUCACUAAGGGACGAGUACAACAUCCCUGAGAACACGCCGCUGUGUGGCAUCGUCUCCGGGUUGCCCAAGCCUUCACCUUAUACUAUCUAAAGUGGCCAUGAAUAUGAAUGCAAUGUAAUGUAUAUAUGGUUGAUGAACUCCCAUAUAUUAAUUUGACUGCAAGGGCCUCUUAUAAAUUAUGUAAUUAUUGCACGUAUAUAUAUAACAAUCCUUUCCCAUAUUUAUACUAGACUUUUUUAUUUCUA